AUGACCGAAAAGGAAAAACUUGAAUUUUGCGAACAUCGAGUGCUACUCAAGGUAGACCCUCAUGCAAAAACUGCUGGAGAGAAUAAGGCAGCCAACGCACUUUCUUCAAGAUUGAGUACUCAAACAACCACGCCUUCAAAUAACAGCUUGUUCCCACAAACAGUCAUUGACCCAUCUUCACCAUCUCAUGUCUUCUCUAGCUUCAAUAGACAGGACCAGCCUUCUUUUCUAUUUAUGUCCAAUACGGACUGGAUGAACAAUAACGUCUUUUUCAAUAGCGAUAAUAAUGGACUUAUCGACUCAACUCAGGAAACAACGUCAACGCAUGUAUCAUUUAUGCAUAAAAAACCAGCUUUUCAACCUAAUCCCACUACUUUUGCAAAUAAAGGUGCUUUUCAGUCAUUUAAUUUGCCUUCCACAAAGCCUAUGGAGGAUAAAAAGAGCGAGGAAACGAUAGCCACAGUAAAAUCAGCACAUAUGAUUCCCAUGGGGACCCCAAGCUCUCCUUCUUCCAUGAUCAGUACGCCAAGUUCGGCUACAAUUGAAAUUUCUAGCAACAAUGGAAAUAAGGUGAAGUCUACGAGAGUUCCCGAACAAACAAUCAACACCCCCACAAGAAACAAAUUGACCAUCCAUGGCGAUAAUGUGACAGCAGCAAAUAUUGCAGAAGGUUAUAUUCAAUUUGUCCUGAGCCAUGAUGAGAGUUAUAUAGGAGAUGGUAUCGAGAGUUUGGUCUAUGCUAAACGCAAGUUUUGCUCGGUUCCCAAGACUGCCGAUAUCACUUAUUCUACUUGGGAUAUCUAUCAACUUGUACUUAAGUUGCAUAGACGAGAGAUCAAAAAUUGGUCUCAAUUAGUGGGUCAGUUGGGUUUACAAGACAUGACAGGUCGUCCUCAAUUUGCACAGCGUGUUAAGCGUUGGAUGCAUCGUUACAAAAUCGAUUGUUAUUUUGACUAUUUACUUGGUAAUAAGUAUGACUUUCAUUCACCUAAUGGGAAAUACUCGGGUUGUUUGACAAUGGGAAAUUAUAAAAAGAAAGAUACAGUUGUUAAUUCAAAUACCAAGUCAGAUGAGGAAGAAUUGGAUGAGAGUACAGAUCAAGAACACCGUAUACCUAUCUUGCUGGCAGGAAGUCGGAAACGCAUGCGAGAUCAUAGUCAAAAUAGUACUCAAAUGAUUGAAAAUGCACAAAAAUAUCUUAGACCCAACCAAAGUGAAUCAGAAGAAGAAGAAGAAGAAGAAGAAGAUAUGACAAUGGAAGAUUCAAUGAAUAAAGAAGAAUACAGCGACGGAGAUGAAAGCGAUAUGGAGCAUGAUCAUAGACAAGAUACAAAACAAGAAAAACAAGAAGAAGAGGAAGAGGAAGAGGAAGAGUUUGCAGACGAAGAAGAUGAACUGGCAUCAUCUUCUAGUUCACCCUCUUCACCUGUACGAAUUAUUAUACCAUCACCCAAGAUAACCAACAAACCGUUACACACAAAGUCAUUGGUGCCCCAUUCUCCUGUACAAUCUACAACAGCAACACUUGUGAAAACUUCUUUAUUACCUUCUUUACCACCAUUGUCUUCUUGCUCAAACUGUAAGACACAAGAAAGCAAGUUUCAAGCACUAGAGAAAGAAAUUGAAAGGCUUAAGCAACAUAUUGUUCAGAUUGAAUCCAAGGCCGAGAAACAAAACAACCAAAUGAACAGAUUAUUGAGACAAAGAGAUCGAACAGAGCGAUGGAGAAAGCAAAUUAUAGCUGAUUUGGCUAGAGGGCCUUUGAUAGCCUCUGAUGACGAUGAUGAAGACGACGAAGAGAAUAAUGAUUCUACUUCAGACGACGGAGGAUUAUAGACAUUUGAUUGCUUGUAUUUUUUUUAUUUGUAAAUAGUAUCUGAUAAUAGUAAAUAACCCAAACAUCUUCUUUAUAUACCC
This is a messenger RNA of Gilbertella persicaria, 1917 nucleotides long. Its product is annotated as ARS binding protein 2-domain-containing protein. The record is from RefSeq and is a predicted model, not a curated record. The transcript is spliced from 5 exons. Gene Ontology annotation, molecular function: DNA replication origin binding. NCBI's taxonomy places the organism in Eukaryota, Fungi, Mucoromycota, Mucoromycetes, Mucorales, Choanephoraceae. The coding region runs from base 1 to 1836 and encodes 611 amino acids.